CUCAGGCUCCACAUCCUUCAACAGCCUCUCUCUCUCUCUCUCUCUCACACACUCACACACACACACACACACACACUGCUCUCUGCUUGAACUCUGUGGGAACAGGAGAAAAAUUCACACAAGAAGAAGAGCAGGAGAAACCAAAGAGGAUGGGGAUGUGCCACCGUCCUUCCCAGAUGAUCCAAAGCUCCUCGGCUCCUCCAAUCCUUUUCCUCCUCUUCCUCCUGGGCAGCAGCAGGAGCAGCAUCGUCCCCUCCGCCUUCCAGCUGGCACCGGACACCCCGGCCCCGGCAGAGCCCACCCCCACCCAGGCCACUCCUCGUCCGGACCCCUGCGAGGGACGACCCUGCCUCAACGGGGGCGUCUGCCUGGCCCUGCUGGAGGACACCUGGGAAUACAUGUGCACCUGCAGUCAGGGCUUCACCGGGCGCAACUGUGAGUUUUUCACAGACCCGUGUGCCAGCAGCCCCUGUCUCCAUGGAAACUGCAGCCGGAGCGAUGAUGGAGGGGAGGGUGGGGAGGCGGCGGCCUACACCUGCGACUGCACCGAGGGCUACGAGGGGGGGAAGUGUGACCAGAUCCUGCCGGACCUGCCGCCCGCAGACUGGGACCCCUCCACCCCCUCGGCCCCUGAGCUGGCCACCCCCGUCGCCUCCACCACCGCGGCCGCCACUCAGCCGCCAACAACCACUACUGUCCCCCCCACCACUGUCCCCUCCACUACCACCACUACCACCACCACGACUCCACCUCCACCUCCCACCUUGCAGCCAUGGCAACCCAAAGCCGGACAGAGGCUGCUGGUGGUGCCGUGGGAGGCCGACAGGGUGACGGAGGGUCUGCACUGUGUGAGUCCAGAGCUGUGUGAGCUGACAUCAGGAACUCUCACUCUGUCUCUGGAAGUGCCCGAGGAGACGGCUGUAAAGGUGGAGGUGAACGCCAGUGGAGCUCCAGUGCUGUGGCGUGUGAAUGAAGAAGGUUUCCUCCGUUCCUCCAUUUUGAACGGCACUACCAUGUGGUUCCUGCAGGCCGCCGAUGGACUGGUGGUGUCGGACCACUUCCUGCCCCUGGGACAGAACUACUUCCUCAGUGUUUUGCGCGUGGGCACCCCCACGGCCCCGGAGGUCACGCUGCGUCUCAACCUGACGGUGAAAGCCAGCAGCUGUGUGGAGCCCGGCAGCAGCUUCAGCGACCCGCAGUGCUCCGGGAAGGGCAAAUGCAUCACACAGCCCUCUGAGAGCACUUUCUUCUGCGAGUGCGAGGACGGCUACACUGGAAUCUUUUGCGAAGAAUUUGACGCAUGCCACCGCCGGCCCUGUCGCAACAACGGCACCUGCACCGACGUCAGGCAGGGGGGGGAAGGACGCAACUUCACAUGCACCUGCCCUCCAGGUUAUGAAGGUGAGCGCUGCCAGUUGCUGGUGGAUCACUGCGUCUCUCAGCCCUGUAAGAACGCAGCCACAUGCUUCAGCAGUCUGGCCGGCCCCCGCUGCUACUGCCCUGAAGGCUACCAGGGAGCCACAUGUGAGCAGAAGGUUGACCCCUGUGCCUCCGGCCCCUGCCACAAUAACGGAACAUGCUACGCUCAGGGCCCCGGACCCCUGGGGUUCGGCUGUAGCUGCACGGCGGGCUUCACCGGCCCGACAUGCGCCCAGCUGGUGGACUUCUGCGCCCUGAACCCCUGCGCCCACGGGGUCUGCCGCAGCGUGGGCAACAGCUACAGGUGUCUGUGCGUCCCAGGCUACCAUGGCCUGUACUGUGAAGAGGAGUACAACGAGUGUCUGUCGGCCCCCUGCCAGAACUACGCCACCUGCAGGGAUCUCAUCAACGCCUACGAGUGUGUCUGCACAACACAGUUUGAAGGCACACACUGUGAGAUCUACAAGGAUCCGUGUCUGAAGAUGCGCUGCCAGAACGGAGGGCGCUGUGAGAGUGCAGGACUCAACGUCUCCUGUUCCUGCCAACCUGGAUACCUGGGGGAGAAGUGUGAGGUGGACAUCAACGAGUGUGAGAGCAGCCCUUGUCACCACGGAGGCACCUGCGUCGACCAAUCAAACGGCUUCACCUGUCACUGUCCACCUGGGUGGGUGGGGCCCAGCUGUGAGAUCCACCUGCAGUGGAAGCCGGCCCACACUGAGGACACCCUGACCAACAUGCCCCGCCACUCCCUGUACAUCAUCAUCGGAGCGCUGUGCGUGGCCUUCGUCCUCAUGCUCAUCAUCCUCAUCGUGGGCAUCUGCCGCAUCAGCCGCAUCGAGUACCAGGGCUCGUCGCGCCACGCCUACCAGGAGUUCUACAACUGCCGCAGCAUCGACAGCGAGUUCAGCAACGCCAUCGCCUCCAUCCGCCACGCCAGGUUUGGCAAGAAGGCCAGGCCCGCCAUGUACGAUGCGACUCCCAUCGCCUACGAGGACUACAGUCCUGACGACAAGCCUCUGGUCACCCUCAUCAAGACGAAGGAUUUGUAAAAAACACAUCCCAAGCUAAACACACACACAUACACACACACACACACACACACACACACACACACACACACACACACACACACACACACACACACACACACACACACAUAUAAACAGAGCGUCAGUAUACAUCUCGAAGUAUUUCUUAAGACAGAAACAACAGCAAAACAAAAUUGAAUGUAUAGUUAGGAACAAAACAUACUCUGUAGUUUAAAAAAUCUGGAAUUUGAUACAUCUAUUUUCCUGUCAAAGUCCACGAUAAGGCUUUAUUGUAGCAUACUUUGCAUUAUUAAGUUAUCCACGACACUACCGGUAACCUCCGCUGUACAAGAGAGAGGACUUUAGUCUGCACCGGACUGCCUGUCUGCGACCCGCGAGCCCAACAUUUCUACGUGUGAGCUCAGCAGACAGCGCUGAUGCCGUGCUGCUGGUGUGGUAGAAAUAGGUGCACUGCUCUCGGUGCGUACUCUGUAUCUUUUUCUAUAUCUUAACAAAAAAAAAUCUGCAGUAGGUUGCCUUACUUCGUGCAUGGUUAGAUUAGAUGUUCUCCGUAUUAUUUCAAAACCCUUUGUACUUGGUUGUUGUUGUUUUUCCUCAAGAUUGUACCAAAUAUUUUUUGGGGGGGAGCGGGUGAUUUGUGGUUAGUAGAGGAAAUACACACAUGUAUAAAAAUACUAGUCACACAGUUUUUUUU
This is a messenger RNA of Eleginops maclovinus (Patagonian blennie), 3162 nucleotides long. RefSeq names its product delta/notch-like EGF repeat containing (gene dner). The transcript has 13 exons. The coding region runs from base 150 to 2468 and encodes 772 amino acids. Lineage: Eukaryota; Metazoa; Chordata; Actinopteri; Perciformes; Eleginopidae. Gene Ontology annotation, molecular function: calcium ion binding. The record is from RefSeq and is a predicted model, not a curated record.